Molecule: messenger RNA, 3040 nt
Organism: Cyclopterus lumpus (lumpfish)
Lineage: Eukaryota; Metazoa; Chordata; Actinopteri; Perciformes; Cyclopteridae
Gene: klhdc2
Product: kelch domain containing 2
Exons: 14
Coding region: 151-1506 (451 amino acids)
Molecular function (GO): protein binding
Source: RefSeq, a predicted model, not a curated record
CAUCAAGAUGGCGCCUCGGGGAGGUCGACAACUUCCGGUCGUGCCCCCUGGAUGCUUGUGAUGACCUCAAACAAAUGGCGUAGGAUACUGCUUUUCAAAUUUGCAGGAACGGCACACAUUUGACAACACAAGGAGACAAGAGAGACUGACAUGGCAGAGAGAAUGGCGGAGAUGGAGGAAGAUAUUGGAGAUCUGCCAGCCGGGGAGGAUGACAAUGACUCAGACAGAGAUGAAGAUGAGAGACUGUUUGCUUGGAUGGUCAAUGACGAUAUGGAUGAGGAGGAGGAAGAGGAGGAGGAAGAAGAAGAAGAGGUCGAGGAUGAACAGCCAUUGGACACUGAAGCAUCUGAGUCGUUUGAGUUAGAUACCCCAGCUGAGCGCAGUGGUCAUAUAGCAGUGAUUGACAGAAACAUCAUGUAUGUUUGGGGUGGAUAUAAGAAUGCUCAAAACCAUGGAUUCUUUGACUUGUAUUUGCCGAGAAAUGAGAUCUGGAUUUACAACAUGGAGUCUGCAGUAUGGACGAAGCAUGUAGCUGGAGGCAACCUGCACACAUCCAUGUCAGGCAGCUGUGGGGUGUGUGUUGAUGGAGUUCUCUACUUAUUUGGAGGUCAUCACGCCAGGGGAAACACUAACCGGAUCUAUCGUCUGCCCCUUAGAGCUACAAGCCUUGUUUGGGAGGAAAUGAGGGAUCUUAAAGGACUUCCUCCAUCCUGCAAGGAUAAGCUUGGGUGCUGGGUUCAGAAAAAUAGACUUAUAUUCUUUGGAGGCUACGGCUAUGCUGCACAAGGAACUCAUCAAGGGACCUUUGAAUAUGAUGAAUCGUCUUCACUUGUGUGGGACAGCCCAGGACGAGGCUGGAACAACCACAUCCACAUACUGGACCUGGAGACAUCUACUUGGAGCCAGCCCAACACCAGGGGAAACACCCCGUCACCCAGAGCAGCUCAUGCUUGCGCCACCGUUGGUAACAGAGGCUAUGUGUUUGGGGGACGGUACAAGAACUACAGACUAAAUGACUUGUACUACAUUGACCUAGACACGUGGGAGUGGCAUGAAAUGAGCGUUCCCCAGCAGGGUCCUGUGGGCCGUUCAUGGCACUCCUUCACUCCUGUGUCACCAGACCACAUCUUCUUAUUUGGAGGUUUCACCACAGACAGAGAGACACUGAGUGACGCUUGGCUGUACUAUGUCAGCAAAAAUGAAUGGAAGCCUUUUAAACACAGUCACACAGAGAGCCCGAGACUGUGGCACACAGCGUGCUCUGGUCCUGAUGGAGAGGUGUUUGUAUUUGGAGGCUGUGCCAACAACCUGUUGUCUCAUCACAGAGCUGCUCACAGCAACGAGUUAUUGGUGUUCAACGUUCAGCCCAAAUCACUAGUUCGUUUCUGUAUGGAAGCCGUUUUGCAGCACAGGGAGCGUUUGUCUAGUUACUGGGACUGCUUGCCUAAACACCUCCUGCACAGCCUCAAACAGAGAAUGGCCCGCGUCAACACCCUGGGCUCCUAGGUGUAGAGGAAGCCGUCAGUCUUGUCCAGAGGAUUACAGGAGAAUAUGUAUGUAUGUAUGUAUGGAUGAUGUGAGUUUUACUAUCAAAGCAGGUAGUCCUAUUGAAGCAUUAGUUUAAUGUGUGUGGACCCAUAAAAAGCAAUAGUGAACAGCUGUGGAGCUGUUGGAAAUGGGUCCUGGCUGUCUCUCUGCAGUUUAGUCGAUCCUAAAAGCUGUUUAUUUAUCUUUUUAUUAACUUACAGGCGUCAAACUCUUACAAAGCAAGUAUAACCUUUCAUGGAGUGGCAGUGAGUUUGGGUUGGUUAAUGUUGAUUUCCUUGCUAAGAUUAUUUUUGAAGCAGGGCUUCUUUCAUUACUCCUUCUGAAAAGUUUAAAUAUGUUUUUUAUUUGUGUUCUAAGAUAAGUGGAUUGCUACUUCUGUACUGGAUCCAAAAACUUCAUUUGAGUAACUGCAAGUACAGUGUGCUUCUGUGUUUAAGAUUUCAGAAAGUUUAAAGGUACAGUGUGUAGCAUUUUGAGAGAUCUCUUGACAAAUGGAAUAUAAUAUUACUAAGCAUAUUUAAUUUGGUGUACAAUCUACUUGAAAAUAAGAGUUCCCUUACAAUGAACCAUUCAUAUCUACAUGCGGGUGCUUUUCAUGGAGCCGGCUGCCAUGUUUCUACAGUAGCCCAGAUUGGACAAACCAAACACUUGAUCUCGAUGAAGCCAUUUGCUUUUUCUGCUUUUCCACCCAGCCACCGUAGUUCUCCGACAUGCUUGAUCCAGACAGAUUCUACACACUUGACCUUUUAAUGCCCACAACGAUAUAUUUUCAUCUUUGUUUCAAACAAGGCGCUAGCCAGUGCAGACUGGGACUCUAUAUGGAUAGAAAACCUCGCUCUUAUGAUCAGCUUUUCAUGAAGACCACUGAAAGAAACCCUGUGAGAACAUGCAGUGUGCUACUGAUGCUAGUGGGGAAAACAUACAGUUUGGAAAGGGGGCAGGACUUCCCUUUCCAAGUUUAAAAGAAAUAGUUCUAGUCCUUUUAAAACAAACAUGGCAGGUUUUCAUUGGUCUUCUUCAAAAAUGUAUACAACUACAUCUCGAAUGUCUUAACUUCAAAGAUUGCUAUAACUUGCGUUUGGCAUGAUGUUUGCUAAAUCUUCAUUAGCAUAAGUUCUCACAGACCUAAAACUAGUGCUUUGUUCCUCAAGACUAUCUUCUCUGAAGUUACAGAAAUGUUAAUUUUUAUUUAUAUAAAAAUGUAUUUAUAUAUUUGUGGAAAUGUGUUGAUUCUGAAAGAGGCUUUUGAAGCCUUUUAAAAAUGGUCACGAGUGGCUCAGGUAGCAUUUUAAUUUAGUUUAAUCAAUAACUUAAAUACGCCGAGUGUAUUGGAUGUUGAGCCACAUUGCACUGAAUGCCUAAUGUCAGUAGGGCUUUGUUUGUAUUUGCCUGGUUUGCACAAUGUUCCCUUGGUGUUUUUUAUUGUAGAAAACAAUGCAUAAUUUCCAUUCGUACUCAAAGAAUAAACACAUACCGUGAGUUGUGCACUAUU